Hemicordylus capensis (graceful crag lizard) is the source of this 3207-nucleotide messenger RNA. RefSeq names its product hepatitis A virus cellular receptor 2 homolog. Bases 102 to 1001 code for a protein of 299 amino acids. The transcript is spliced from 7 exons. Lineage: Eukaryota; Metazoa; Chordata; Lepidosauria; Squamata; Cordylidae. The record is from RefSeq and is a predicted model, not a curated record.
UGCCACAGUACUGCUCACAAGACACUAGCACUGGGCUGUCCAAAGAAAACGGAAUUAACCACAGGAAAAGACAAGUUUCAUCACAGCUACUGCCUCUGUGAAUGAUGUCACAUGAUGUACUUCAGAAAUUAGAGAAGUCAGAAGCUUAUUUUGGAAAUGAAUCACAUUCUUUUAAAUAUACAUUCACAGAAGGAACAAGGCAAUCCUCUGAUGCCAUCUCAAUCUUCACUAUGUUUCCUUGUUUGUAUCUGGAAUGGAUGCUAGUGGUGGUAUUUACAGGUUCCUUGGCAACACAUGCAGAGACAAUAGUGCGAGGAAUGGUGGGUCAGAAUAUCAAUUUACCCUGCCACUACUCUACUGCUAAGCAUGGGACCACAAGCAUGUGUUGGGGGCGAGGAUCUUGUCCUCAUUCUUGGUGUUCCAGUCCAAUUCUCUGGAUCGAUGAAAAACAAGUGACUGUCGGACAGUCCAGCAAGUACCAAGUAAUGGGAGAUGUUAAUCAAGGAAAUGUGUCCCUGACCAUUGUGAAUGUAACAGAAAAUGAUGAAGGGAGAUACUGUUGCCGUGUGGAGAUACCAGGCUGGUUCAAUGAUCACAAAUCACAUGUGAAGGUUGUCAUUGAGAAAGUAGACUCAGGUCCAGUUUCAAAUGGAGUGCCAGCUACUACACACUCCAUUACCUCUGACUUUACUUUGGAACCAAGAUUGACCGCCAGUACAGAAUCCCCACCAGAUAAUCUGUCUCUAUUGAUCCCAACACUGUUAAAAGAACAAAAGAACAUCGAACACUCCAAGACAGGCAUGUAUAUUGGCAUUGGAACAUGUGCUGGAUUAUUAAUCAUUGUUGCUACUCUGCUGCUACUAAAGUGGCAUCUACACAAGAAGCAGAAGAUUAUUAAUUUUGCAAGUCCGGUGAUAUUCUCAAACUCAGAGACUGGGGGUAUUCAGCACAGUCUAGAAUCUGGAAUCCACGCACAGGAAAACAUUUAUGUAUUGGACUGAAGAAGUACUACUCUUUGGAGCAGAAAAAUGGUCCAAAAGAUACCAGUAAACAAGAAGUUGGUCAAGAUUGUAGACCAAAUGUAUUUCAGUCUACAUUAUAAGACAGUGCUUCUCUAGUAUGCACUAUAGUACAUGUCUGUAUCCUGUCAGUGUCUUUUCAUCUCUUGCCCUUCUGUGCCAUGGAGCACACAGUGCUGCCUGAGAGGCAGACCAGGAGUACAAACCUUACUCUGUAGCUAUUCCAUAGCCAUGUCUCCUGCUCCUAAACAGAUAUACCAAGGUAUCCUGGCUGCCUGUUCUGCGGAUUGGUCGUCCCAGGUAAACAACCUUGGCUUUUGGGCUAGUUUUGCACAUCCCAAGUGGAAUUGUCUCAGCAAAGGGGAUGGGGCUGCAGCUCAGUGGUAGAGUGUCUUUUUGCAUGCAAACAGUCCAGGUUCAAUCUCCUGGCAUCUCUAAGUAGGGCUGGAAGAGACUCCUGCCUUGGAUCUUGGAGACCCACUGCUAGUCCAUGUAGACAAGAAUGAGCUAAAUGGACCAAUGGUAUAAGGCAGCCUCCUAUGUUCCCAAAGGCUAGAUUCAGACAACAGCUGCUAAAAAACCUUACCUCUUACUAUUUGAAGGAGAAAUAGAAUACCUUCUCCAGCGGUAAUAGUAGAGAAAUAGACUAUCCUAUUCUUGUUAAAUACAACACAGGGCUUGAUUACAUAGUUGUAGCCCCUCUGCCUCAUUACAGGCUCCACAAGAUUGCCACCUACUUACUGUAUGACUUGAUUUUGGCACUAAGAACCUCAGUACUGCAGCAGAAAUUAAGGCAAGUAAGUUGUCAGGUGCACAUUGUGCAACCUAUUCAGAAUACUUCCUGCUGCAAAAUUAGCUGAUACAGGGUGUCUCAGCACUUUUCUCAGCUUACUUAAUGUGAUUUUUAGUUUGCAAACAUGCUUUGUUUGUUUCGUGCAGAAGAGCUUCAUUGUGAAGAUGAUCUGAAACUGUGUCAAAACACUUCCAUGUGCACCCAAAGUAAUUUUGCUUCCUAUUCCUUGAAACAGGAGCUCAGAUAAUGAAGACAGUGUCGGCCAGCUUUCACAGCUUCAAUGGCAGCUGGUGUGCCCUCAGUAUUGAGGAGCUUGGAGCAUUCAAGCCCCUCCCACUCACCUAUGCCCCUCUCCUCUGCUUUAUUCCUGCUUCAAAGGAACAUAGGAAGCUGCAGAAUACCGAGUCAGACCAUUGGUCCAUCUACCUCAGUAUUGUCUACAUAGACUGGCAGGGAUUUCUCCAAGAUUGCAGGCAACCUCAGCCCUAUCUGGAGAUGCCAGGGAGGGAACAUGGAACCUUCUACAUGCAAGCAUGCAGAUGCUGUUCCCAGAGAGGCCCCAUCCCCUGAGCGGAAUAUCUUACAGUGCUCACACGUGGUCUCCCAUUCAUAUGCAACUAGGGUGGACCCUGCUUAGCUAAGGGGACAAUUCUACAACAACAACAAUUUUUAUUACGGCCAUUGGCCAGCAGAAAUAGGAGUAACAAAUAUACUCAAUACAACGAUCAAUAAAACAAUGCUAAAACACAAUAUAACAGAAUACAAUCACUCAUAAUAAAUUACUUAAAAACAAUAGACAGCUCUCGCAAUUAAGCACUUAAGAGGGACCUUAACCUAAUGGCAAUAUAGAAAAAUUUAGCCACGAUUGUUUUAAUCCUGGGGCUUGAAUCUGCAAGGCAGUAAUAUGUAUAAAAGAGAUCACACCUUCCGGGAAAUUUGAGUAACAGGGGGGAAAUAAGUUCUUCUCUAGCAUCCCAAUAUAAAGAGCAAUAUAGCAAAACAUGGGUGACAGUUUCCAGGAGGCCAACACCACAAGGGCAGAAAACCGUAGCAGGAUGAUCUUUAGCAAACCUCCGUUCCAAAAGAGAAGAGGGCAACACAUUAAACUGGGCCCGAGCAAAUGAAACCCGAAAUUUAGAAAAAUGCAGCGUUGUUAAGUAAUUAGCUCCUCCAUCUCCUCAAGGUGGCAAAAUCCCAAAAUGUAAAGGGGAGCAAGUCCUAUUGGCCGAAGACAUAAGUUCCUGCCGUUCAAUAUCGUGUAACUGGAGAAAUAAUAUUUCCUUCACCUUAUUAUAUUCCCAAGUGAAAGGGGACAAUUCAUGUUUGCUAUCACUUGUGAUCCAUUUACCUUUAUGUAAAAAUGUUUUGUAAACAAAUGUAAAUAAAACAUCUAAG